This is a messenger RNA of Saccoglossus kowalevskii, 2013 nucleotides long. RefSeq lists its product as uncharacterized. The record is from RefSeq and is a predicted model, not a curated record. Gene Ontology annotation, molecular function: protein binding. NCBI's taxonomy places the organism in Eukaryota, Metazoa, Hemichordata, Enteropneusta, Harrimaniidae.
AUGGCGGGUGCAGUAUUGGAGCUUCGGGGUGUAACGAACCAGAUGGUUCAAGUCCAAGAUACCACUGACAUCUCCACCUUCCCUGUCAGUGUCCCCCCAUUGGGCAAGGUGGAAGCAAUCAGACAGGAAGCAGACAGUUUGCUGGAAAAAGAGCACAAUACACAGGGUAGUUCAGCUGGCACUAAGCAUGGGCUUCUACUCAAAUGUAUUCGUAGUACCAAAAUCUACAGGCGGCUGGCAUCUGGUUCUGGACAUAAGCAGACUAAAUCAGUAUGUGCUUCUCGACCGGUUCCGCAUGAAGACGCCAUUCGACUGGCUAGCCUCUAUAGACUUCAGCGAUGCAUACCUGCACAUACCGAUGCACCCAAGGAAAUUGGAAUUUGGGUGAAGCUGGAUAGAUGCAUGCACGACCAGGCAACAGUGGAUGUGAGUGACCAACAAGCUCACACUGUAUCCAGUAAGAUCUUUAGUAAGAUCACUACAAUUGUGGAUAUCCCUUCAGUGAUGACACAUCUAGAUGCAAUUGGGCCUUUCGUAGUGACACAUUUUGAUCCAAUGCUUCUAAGGUUGGUCGUUGAGUGUCCAGAGAGAGAUUCAGCUGACAAAUUGUGGAAUUCAUACCAGUGUGGUAAGUUGAACGAGUUAUUCCAGAAAGAUAUCGUGACUGAUGAUGUACUGAAAGAAUGUGGCAUAUCAGAAAUUAUCCUCAAGACUACGAUAGAGACAUGGAAUUAUGAGAAAUGUGUGUUGUACUUCAAAUAUGAUGAAACAAAUGUUAAGGAUGGUAGGUCUGCACUGCAUGUUGCUGUUGAAGCUGGAUCUGUCAAUGUUAUAAAUUUGCUACUUAGUCAAGGAAUAAACAAAAGCUUAAUUGACCAGAAUGGUUGGACAGCUCUACACCAUGCAAGUAAUCAGGUACAUGUAGAUAUAGUAAGAAUCUUACUAGAUGCAUCAGUUGACAAGGAUGCCCAAGACAAGGAUGGUUGGACAGCUCUACACCAUGCAAGUAAUAAUGGGCAUGUAGAUACAGUAAGAAUCUUACUAGAUGCAUCAGUUGACAAGGAUGCCCAAGACCAGGAUGGUUGGACAGCUCUACACCAUGCAAGUAAUAAUGGGCAUGUAGAUACAGUAAGAAUCUUACUAGAUGCAUCAGUUGACAAGGAUGCCCGAGACCAGGAUGGUUGGACAGCUCUACACCAUGCAAGUAAUAAUGGGCAUGUAGAUACAGUAAGAAUCUUACUAGAUGCAUCAGUUGACAAGGAUGCCCGAGACCAGGAUGGUUGGACAGCUCUACACUGGGCAAGUAAUCAGGGACAUGUAGAUACAGUAAGAAUCUUACUAGAUGCAUCAAUUGACAAGGAUGCCCAAGACCAGGAUGGUGUGACAGCUCUACACCAUGCAAGUAAUCAGGGACAUGUAGAUAUAGUAAGAAUCCUACUGGAUGCAUCAGUUGACAAGGAUGCCCAAGACCAGGACGGUGUGACAGCUCUACACCAUGCAAGUAAUCAGGGACAUGUAGAUAUAGUAAGAAUCCUACUGGAUGCAUCAGUUGACAAGGAUGCCCAAGACCAGGAUGGUUGGACAGCUCUACACCAUGCAAGUAAUCAGGGACAUGUAGAUACAGUAAGAAUCUUACUAGAUGCAUCAGUUGACAAGGAUGCCCAAGACCAGGAUGGUUGGACAGCUCUACACUGGGCAAGUAAUCAGGGACAUGUAGAUACAGUAAGAAUCUUACUAGAUGCAUCAGUUGACACGGAUGCCCAAGACAAGGAUGGAAUUAAUGCACUACAUGUAGCAAGUUACAAUGGACAAGUCGACAUAGUAAAAUUGUUAUUAGAUGCCUCUGUUGUCAAAGAUACCCGCACCAAGGGUGGCAACACAGCUCUUCAUAUUGCUGCAGAAAAAGGACAUCCUGAAGUUGUUAAACUUCUCCUUGAUGCUGGUUUACAAAGGUAUGCAGUGAAUGAGGUAUGUACUAGAUUUCACUGUAUAAUAUCAAUGUGCACUUGCUGA